AUGGCGUCCGAUACAAAAGUCUCCCUCCAGAACCUCCCUCGGAUCCUCGCCGAUGACGAUGCAGUCAAGGUUGCCGGCAUUGACGUCGACGGUCAGCUUCGUGGCAAGCUGAUGGCAAAGAGCAAGUUCCUCAAGAUUGCCGAAGACGGCUUUGGCUUCUGCUCCGUCAUCUUUGGCUGGGAUAUGCACGACCGAACAUACUUUCGCGAACUCGCCAUUAGCAACGCAGAGAACGGCUAUCGCGACCUGAUCGCUGUGCCGGACUUGAACUCAUUUAGAAGGAUACCGUGGGAGAACAAUGUUCCCUUCUUCCUCGUUACCUUUUACGAUUCCGCAACCCACGAGACACUGAGUGCUUGCCCGAGAUCGUUGCUCAAACGCAUGGUCGAGAAGCUUCACAAGGAUGGCAAAGGAGCAAUGGCAGGAGCCGAGUACGAGUUCUUUCAGUUUCGCGCGCCCGAAGGCAAAUCUGCUGCGACCUUCCUGCAGGAGAAUCCCGUCAACUCUCUCCCUUCUUUGACUGAGGGCAUGUUCGGAUACAGUAUCACAAGACCCGUCGUCAAUCAAGACUACUACUAUGGCAUAUUCGACAAUUGCAAGAAGUUCAAUUGUGGUAUCGAGGGCUGGCAUACGGAAUCUGGUCCGGGUGUCUUCGAGGCGGCUCUCGAGUUCGGCGAAAUCACUCAGAUGGCCGACAAGGCGUCCCUCUUCAAGCUUGUGGUCAAGUCGCUCGGAACCAAGUACGGCAUAACGCCUUGCUUCAUGGCAAAGCCCCGAGAAGGUCUGCCUGGAAACUCCGGACACAUGCAUGUCUCGGUGAUUGAUAAGCGCAACGGAGACAAUCUCUUCAUACGAUCCGAGCCUGAUCCAAAUCCUCCCUAUCCCGACCUAAAACACCUUUCAGAUCUAGGCCGACACUUUCUUGCGGGUCUCCUCGAAGGCCUCCCCGACAUCAUGCCUCUUCUUGCACCUACUGUUAAUAGCUACAAGCGUCUCGUCGAGAACUUCUGGGCCCCAGUAACAGUAUCCUGGGGACUUGAGCAUCGUGCCGCAUCAAUCCGACUGAUUGCGCCACCUACAGCCUCGCCGAAAGCGACGCGCUUUGAAGUCCGUGUGCCUGGAGCAGAUACAAACCCUCACUUUGUCCUGGCAGCCAUACUUGCUCUCGGCUGGAGAGGUGUUGAGAAGAAGCUCGAGAUAGCAGUGCCACCGUUGGGCAAGGGCGAGGACGUAGGCGGCUCCAGCGACAAAGGGCAGCGGCUGGCCAAGAGCCUCAAGGAGGCAACAGAAGUAUUCAAACGGAAAGACAGCAUUGCGCGGGAGGUGUUUGGCGAUGAGUUUGUGGAGCACUACGCCGGGACCAGAGAGCAUGAGAUACGGCUCUGGGACGAAGCAGUGACAGACUGGGAGGUCAGGAGGUAUAUCGAGACUGUGUGA
Molecule: messenger RNA, 1437 nt
Organism: Pseudovirgaria hyperparasitica
Lineage: Eukaryota; Fungi; Ascomycota; Dothideomycetes; Acrospermales; Acrospermaceae
Product: glutamine synthetase/guanido kinase
Exons: 3
Coding region: 1-1437 (478 amino acids)
Molecular function (GO): glutamine synthetase activity
Source: RefSeq, a predicted model, not a curated record